This is a messenger RNA of Cynoglossus semilaevis (tongue sole), 3246 nucleotides long. Its product is annotated as hexokinase-1. Lineage: Eukaryota; Metazoa; Chordata; Actinopteri; Pleuronectiformes; Cynoglossidae. The transcript has 21 exons. Gene Ontology annotation, cellular component: cytosol; mitochondrion. The record is from RefSeq and is a predicted model, not a curated record. Gene Ontology annotation, molecular function: ATP binding; mannokinase activity; D-glucose binding. Gene Ontology annotation, biological process: glucose 6-phosphate metabolic process; carbohydrate phosphorylation; glucose metabolic process. The coding region runs from base 1 to 2757 and encodes 918 amino acids.
AUGAUUGCAGCCCAGCUAUUGGCUUAUUACUUCACUGAACUCAAGGAUGACCAGGUCAAGAAGAUUGAUAAGUACCUCUACUCCAUGCGUUUCUCUGAUGAGACUUUACUGGACAUCACACAGCGGUUUCGCAUGGAGCUGGCCAACGGACUGGGCCGGGACACAAACCCCACAGCUGUACUGAAGAUGCUGCCCACAUUUGUGCGAUCGAUCCCCGAUGGCUCAGAGAAAGGCGACUUCAUCGCUCUGGACCUGGGCGGCAGUAACUUCAGGAUUCUUCGUGUGAAAGUGAGCCAUGAGAAGAAACAAACCGUUCAGAUGGAGAGUCAAAUCUACAACACACCAGAGGACAUCAUCCACGGAACUGGAACCAGACUGUUUGACCAUGUGGCCGAAUGCCUGGGUGACUUCAUAGAAAAGCACGACAUUAAAGAGAAGAAACUUCCAGUAGGGUUCACCUUCUCUUUCCCCUGUCAGCAGACCAAACUGGACGAGAGCUAUCUAAUAACAUGGACAAAGCGCUUCAAGGCUAGUGGAGUUGAAGGAAUGAACGUCGUGGAGCUACUGAACAAAGCCAUCAAGAAAAAAGGGACUUAUGAAGCUGACAUCAUGGCUGUAGUCAAUGAUACAGUUGGGACAAUGAUGACCUGUGGUUUUGACGACCAACGCUGUGAAGUUGGAAUCAUCAUUGGCACAGGCACCAACGCCUGCUACAUGGAGGAGCUGCGUCACAUUGACCUGGUGGAAGGAGACGAGGGCAGGAUGUGUGUGAACACGGAGUGGGGAGCAUUUGGAGACGACGGCCGGCUGGAAGACAUCAGGACAGAGUUCGACAGAGAAAUAGACAGAGGUUCUCUCAACCCCGGGAAACAGCUAUUUGAGAAGAUGGUGAGUGGGAUGUACCUGGGGGAGCUGGUCCGUCUCAUACUGGUGAAGAUGGCCAGAGAGGGAAUGCUGUUUGAAGGAAGGAUCACCCCGGAGCUUCUGACCAGAGGGACGUUUGAAACCAAACACAUCUCAGCCAUUGAAAAGAAUAAGGAGGGACUGUGCAAAGCCAAAGAGAUUUUAACCAAACUGGGUGUGGAGCCCUCUGAUGAGGACUGUAUUGCUGUGCAGCACGUGUGUGCCAUUGUGUCCUUCCGCUCUGCUAACCUUAUAGCUGCUGUGCUAGCUGGUAUUCUGAAGAGACUGAAGGAAAACAAAGGUGUUUCCCGACUACGCACCACUGUAGGCAUUGACGGCUCUCUCUACAAAAUGCACCCGCAAUAUGCCCGUCGCCUUCACAAGACGGUCCGUCGUUUGGUCCCGGACUCUGACGUGCGUUUCCUCCUGUCAGAGAGCGGCAGCAGUAAAGGAGCGGCCAUGGUCACGGCUGUAGCCUACAGACUGGCCAACCAGUCACAGGAAAUCAAAGAAAUGCUGUCGGAGUUUCGAUUGACCAAUGACCAGCUGCUGGAGGUGAAAAAUCGAAUGACAAGUGAAAUGCAAAAAGGCCUUUCAAAGAGCACUCAGGAAUCUGCUACCAUGAAGAUGUUGCCAACCUUCGUCUGCAGCACUCCUGACGGCACAGAGUACGGUGAUUUCCUGGCCUUGGAUUUAGGGGGAACAAACUUCAGAGUUCUGUUGGUCAAGAUCCGUUCGGGCAAGAAGAAAUCCGUGGAGAUGCACAACAAGAUUUAUGCCAUUCCUCUGGAAGUGAUGCAGGGCACAGGAGAGGAGCUGUUUGAUCACAUUGUACAGUGCAUCAGUGACUUCCUGGACUACAUGGGUAUGAAGAACGCUCGUCUGCCUCUGGGCUUCACCUUCUCCUUCCCCUGCAAACAGACCAGCCUGGAUGCUGGCAUCCUACUGACGUGGACCAAAGGCUUCAAGGCCACAGACUGUGAAGGAGAGGAUGUGGUGGGACUGUUGAGAGAAGCCAUCAAGAGGAGAGAGGAGUUUGACCUGGAUGUGGUGGCCGUCGUCAACGACACCGUGGGAACCAUGAUGACCUGCGCCUACGAAGAACCUACCUGUCAGAUUGGACUCAUCGCUGGCACUGGCAGUAACGCCUGUUACAUGGAGGACAUGAGGAACAUCGAGAUGAUCGAGGAAGACAAGGGACAGAUGUGCAUCAACAUGGAGUGGGGAGCCUUCGGAGACAACGGAUGUCUGGACGACAUCAGGACGGAAUAUGAUCGCAAUGUGGACGACUUCUCUCUCAAUCCAGGCAAACAAAGGUAUGAGAAGAUGUGCAGUGGCAUGUACCUGGGAGAAAUCGUGCGAAACAUCCUCAUAGACAUGACCAAGAGAGGAUUCCUGUUCCGAGGGCAGAUCUCUGAGACCCUGAAGACCAGAGGCAUCUUUGAGACAAAGUUUCUGUCCCAGAUAGAGAGUGACAGACUGGCUCUGCUGCAGGUCAGAUCCAUCCUGCAACACCUAGGACUGGACAGCACGUGUGAUGACAGUAUCAUAGUCAAAGAGGUGUGCGAGGCAGUGUCACGUCGAGCAGCUCAGCUGUGCGGGGCAGGAAUGGCAGCGGUGGCCGAUAAAAUCCGGAAGAACCGUGGAAAGGACCAUCUGGAGAUCAUUGUUGGUGUGGAUGGAACUCUGUACAAGCUUCAUCCACACUUUUCCCGGAUUAUGCACCAGACGGUGAAGGAACUGGCUCCUCAGUGUGACGUGAACUUCCUGCUGUCAGAGGACGGCAGCGGUAAAGGAGCUGCCCUCAUCACAGCUGUGGGCUGCAGACUGAGACAGGAGCUGAACAAUAAAUAGAUGCUAUCUCCCCGCUCCCCCACUGACGUCCCCCACUCACUGAUCUCUCCCCUUGGCCUUCUUCCCUCACUCUUAGUCUCUUAGUCUUUACUCACAUACUUAGUCUUUUGUCCAGUCCAAUUCAGUUAAUGUAUCACGUUCCAGGAGCUGCUUAAAGUCCCACGUGACAAAACAUGAGGGAAAGUCAGACGUUGAAUGUGUAUAGAUAAAAGUGCACAGCUGGAGAAGAAAGACUCCUUUGUCGCCACCUACAGGAUUCCUGUGAUAACUUCUGAGAAGGUUUGUUGCAGCAGCAAGCACUACAACUGCGGAGACAAUUCAACACGGAAGUACUGCAGUGAGGCCGAGACGUGUGUAGUAAAUACAGGGUUUUUAAAUGAAAAAACAACAACACAGUUUUAGACCAAAGUGUUUCUGCUGUAGCUCACUCACGUACUGUACGUAGGUUUAAUUAUAAAAGUGUAACAAGGAAAAAAAAUAAGGAAAUAU